Molecule: messenger RNA, 2430 nt
Organism: Leptopilina heterotoma
Lineage: Eukaryota; Metazoa; Arthropoda; Insecta; Hymenoptera; Figitidae
Gene: hfw
Product: protein halfway
Exons: 9
Coding region: 806-2323 (505 amino acids)
Molecular function (GO): protein binding
Source: RefSeq, a predicted model, not a curated record
GGAUGAAGAAGAAAAAGAAUUAUUAAAUUCAUUAAAUUGUUUAUAGUAAAUUAAAAAAGGAAAUUCAGCGAAUGAAGAGGAAAAUUGAUCUGAUAUUUAAAGAAUUAUUCAAGGUUUCUUGAAUCUAUAUAAUUUUUGUAGGAGUAAAAAAUUAUUAUGCGCAAUAAGGGCAAGUGUUUGGAUGUAAUCAAAAUCUCAACACUCCGGACUUUUAAUCUACAGUUUAUUCACAUUCCUGCCAAUUUAACAAACAAUAAUGACGACAAAAGAAAAUGUGACGAUAAAUAUUUGGAAAUUUGACAAUUAUUAUUAUUUUAUUAAUUAUUAUUAUUAAUUCUCAAGAAUUCUCAAGAAAAAAUGGCUAGUGAACUAUGAAGGAAAAGAAAUAUUAAAAAAAAAAGUGUCUUUAAUAGUGGCAAGUUGAUUUAUUUUUCGAUAUCUUCACAAUGUUAAUGAGUGCAAGUUAAACUCUGCGAUCAAACUAACUAAUUUUGAUUCAUUACUGGCAUGACCCGAGUGACCCUUGUCAUUUCUGGUUUAAGUGAAUUAAUUUAUUCCACCACAUCAGCAAUAGAAAAAAAGAGCUUCUAGAAAUUUUCAAAGUUUUCAUUAUAAUAUAUGCAAAUAAUUAUCUACUGUCAUAUAAUAUACAACACGAGGAUGCUCAAGACAAUAAUUAACAAUUCAUUAUCUCGCUUUUGCAAUAAACUAUUAAUUCCGUUUGAAUAAUGAUCGAUUUUUCAUCGCUAGACAUUUGGACACGAAAAUAAAUAUAUCUGACUUGAUUAUUCUUUUCAUCUACAUCAUGAAGAUGCAGUGGCUGACGAUAAUGAUAUGCUUUUACGCCGGAGUGGCAAGAGCACGAACAGAAGAGGAUCAGGCAUCGUCUACAAAUCAGGCCUCAACACCACCGCCGAGUCCAAUUCCUGAGGAGGUUCUUCACGAGCAUUGUUUCUAUCAACAACCAACUGAAUGCCCAUCAGUAAAUUCCGGAGAAUGUUCCUGCAAAAGAAUUACACUCUCACACGCGAAUCUCGAGGAAAAUGCUGUCCUAUGCUGCAAUCUCAAUAAUUAUAAAGCAUUCGAAGAUGGACUGGCGUGUUCAAAUUUUCCAAUGAAUGUCUCUUAUAUUCACAUAAGAAACUCCACUUUAGAUGUGUUCAACGCAAGCGAAGUGCGAUGGAGAAGAUUAAAGUCUUUAGCUGUCACUGAUGGUAAAAUAAAUCGUGUGAAGGGUCAAUUUUUAAUGAUGACACCAAUUUUGUGCCUUAAUCUUUCUAAUAAUGGCCUCAUUGAAAUGGAGAAUAAUUCUUUAACACGAUUGGCUCAACUGACGACACUCGAUUUAUCCUACAAUAAUUUAACACAUCUUCCCGCUCUCAACACCAUGAAUGGUCGUGAAUUUUGGCUCGACAUUUCAGGAACAAAUACUCUUUGGUGUCACGAUAUCUAUCAGUAUAUCAAUAAAACUGGAGAGAAACAAAUUAAUUUUAACAGAGAAAAUGAUACUGUUUGCUCGGCAAGUAAAACUUGGCAUUGGUUCAAUACAACCGAACAGGUUCCAUUAAAACAAGUGCGAUAUUUGAGUUUGCUGCAAACUGAAUGUCCGAAAGGAGAAAAUUGGCAAUGUCAGUGUAAUUUUCGAAGGAUGGAUAUUGUCGAAGGCAAACCUCCGACCUUAGCCGUAAAUGUUGAUUGCGGUGGUAUUCAGUUAACAGAAUUGCCGGAAAAAUUACCACGUAAUACAAUAGCCUUGAAUGUUUCCUACAACAACAUCACCGUUUUAGAUGACUUGAGUACAAAUCCAUGUUACGAAGACAUUCGUGAAUUUUACGCUGAUCACAAUAAUAUCUCGUCGAUUAAUAAAUUGGAGGGUUCUAAAUUUCUAGAUAAUUUCGCUCUUUUAAGUUUGCGAUACAAUAAAAUUAAAUCGCUUCCAACGUACAUUUUAGCGCCAAACGCACACGACAAGAGUUUCGUUAGCAAUAGACUUGUGAAAUUUGGAGGAAAUGAAUUACUCUGUGAUUGCAAUACCGCCAAAUAUUUGAAGGUGUGGCUACAAAGUCGAAUUUUGGACUACGAUGAAGUUCUCUGCGAGAAUGUAAAGGAGAAAGUGGUCGACCUGGAACCAGCGAAAAUGUGCGUUUAUCCAGGCGAUUGGACUGAUUAUAUUUAUUAUAUUAUCGCAACAGAAGUGAUAAUGUUAAUUGUUCUUGUGACCAAAGUUUCCUACGAUUAUUGGGUUUUUAAAACAGCUGGUUAUCUUCCCUGGCCCGCCAGUAAAAUGCCAAAAUUGCCCUGCGACUGGUUAUGCGAAACAUAAUUAAUCUAUUACUAAUUUUUAACAAUUUUAUAUUUUAUAAUUCAAAAAAAGACUUAUUUUCAUUUAAAUGUACAUACAUUUUUAUAAAUACUACAAUUUGUUUUUAA